GGAGAUCUGUCAGUUGCGCCGACUGCAGUCGUGUUGUUUGGGUUGUUUGUUGAUAGUCGUAUCUUGAACGAAGCAAUAUUUUCAGUUUUUAUUGGAAUAAUUUGUAAUUUAGUGAAUAUAUUUCACUAAAACCUGGCAAAUGGACAUUUUACGUCCAAAGACGGUUCCCCUUUCGGAAGAAACCAUUUUAUGGUUUGAAUUUCUUCUGAAACCAAACCUGCUAACGAAGCACUUGACCAAGCCUUCGCCUGAUCCAUCGCCCACUGACCUCAUAACGCAGUUCCUUUCCAUCGCUCCGGAAAACCAGAACCAAAAUGAGCUCAACUCCCCGGAGGCGGAUAGUAUGAACAAAAACGAGGGCCUAAAGUACAGCAAGAAGCAAUUGGCUCUCAAAAUUCUAGCCCUCAAAGUGGCCGCCUUCCUGAGGUGGGAUUUGGAUGUGCUGGAGAAGAACCUACCCCUACAGAAACAGGUACAGCUGUUGAGUGAUUUGUGCAGCGUUACGGCCGGGAAAGCGGUUAAUCUUCCGCUUUCGUUGGUGCACGAGUGUCCCAUAAUUGGUCCAGAAGGGUCCAAACAUUCGCUCAACUUUGCCCUCACUUUGUACCAUCGUUGGGUUUUGCGAGCACAAGUUAUCCGAGGAUCUGCCGCAAAAUCCAUGAAGCCAUUCAAUGUCGUCACAGGGGUACCGGAUACUUCCCCUUACUCGAUGCGGGAUGAUUCGUUUAUCAAUUCGUUGGAACCUUUCACAAACAUUAGCAUCGACUUUUUAAAUCAAGUGAUUGCGGAUCCAGAACCGUUCAGGAUUCUAACUUACGACUCGUUUGUGGCGCUGGAUGCCCACAUUGAAGGAGUUCAACAGCGCUUCGAUAUGGCGGUUGUUAUUUCUAAGGCAGAGCUCAAGGCCCAAAUACAUUACGACUUGUGCCUGUUGUAUUUGUAUGUGCAGAAAUAUGAACUGGCCAAGCAAAACAUACUUCUGAGCAAAGAGAACUUUGAACUAAUGAAGAUUGAAUACAGUAAGAAGCCCUCGCAAACGUUCCUCUACUGUAGUGUCGAUGAGGAGCAACUUCAAGGAUACAUGCUAGCAUGUGGAGUAACUGGAGAACCGAUUGGUUUGCUUCAGCGCUUGAAUGAAUCCGUGGUGCACCACUAUUCGGAUAUUGUUGCCAUCCUCAAAGAGGACAACAUUGUUCGAGAGAUUCCGAUGACGCAAAGGAAAAUCCUGGAACUAAAUGUGGAAGGCUUUGUCUCGAUGGGAAGUCCCGAGUCGCACACAAAUGACCAAAGGGAACUGGAACUUGCGGUGGUUGCUUUGAAUGCCAUUCGCCACGUCUUGGAUGGCGACGAUAUACUGGGUUCGAAUAUAGCUUUACAAAAGUACAAGCACCAACAGUUGAAGCUUUUGGAACUCAUGCUGCAAUACGGCGAUGAACAGUACGAAGAGUUCAGCCUAUCGGAUCGGGAAUUAUUGAAAAGGUAUUUCAUACAGACCAUCAGCUUGAUGAACAACGCCAACGGGAUAGAACCAGUGCUGAAAAUGUAUCAGAAGAUGGUUUCCUACCAAGAGUAUGAAGAUUUGAAGAAGCAAAAGAUGAAGGAAGACGUCCAAUUCACCGGAAUCGGAGUGCAGGCAGACUGGACGGUGUGUGAAUCUAAAAUGCUGCGGCUUGAUGUCGGUACUUAUGAGCGCCAGCUGAUAACUUGCACCCAUGCCAGCGGUGUGCGUAAAAUGUUGGUCAAACUAGCGGGAACUAAUCCAACAAAACCCCUAUGGAGCAUCAAUCCUAGCUGGUCUAUACCUCUGUCCAUGAAACAACUGUUGGUGUCUUUGCAGCGUGGUUUUCUACAAGACUUUGCCUAUAUUCUGGUUGGCAAAUCGCGCGAACUUGCCGCCAAGAAAGACUAUUCGGCGGCCAUUGCUUUGCUCACAUGUCUCAAAAGCGAAACCACUCGACCAGAGUUGACGAACAAUCCGUUGGUUUUGAAAUUGGGUAAAAUGGCUGCUUGGGAAGGUCUCCUGAUUCAAAUCCAGCAGGUGUUGGAAGAGUGGCCAAAGAAGCCAACCGAUCAGGUUCAAUUCAUCAGAAACUGCAAACAGUGUCUUAACGCGAGCACUAGCAACGAUGUGGCCCCACGUGCAAAAAUUCUUGAGCAUUGCGCUGCAAUUCUUUUGAAUUUGAACGAUUGGAAUAGCCUGCUGAAUCCGGAUAAACGUUAUCCAGCCUUGGAACUGAGUGCUGCCAUUGCUCAAGCCUAUUUGGACAUCGAAAAGUUCAAGGGCACAAAGAAAACCAAUCGCGAAGCAUGGGAUCUGAUACUGCAAAUGUUCAUCAACCAACAGGGAUCUCGGAGACAUCCGUCGGACAACAGUAUUAUGCUGCAGCAGUUUUUCUGCAAGUUGAGAGAUCCGGUGGUGAUUUCCAUUGUUCUAUCAUUGCUCGCCAAACUGCAUAACAUUUUGAAGGAUGAAACCAACUUAGACCUAAACGCGGAGUACAUGUUCCUGUGGCCGACGAAUGUGAACAAUCCGGCAAUCUACAAUCUCAAAGUUCUCGACGAAACCCUGAAUAAUCUUCUGCAACAGUCGCUCAAAUACUACCCAAGCAACAUUCCUUGGAUAAAAUUGAAGGGCGAUUUCGAGUUCGCAAACGGAAACUUCGAAGUGGCGAUGAGGUACUACGUCACAGCCCUGGUGUCCGGUUCAGAGUUCUGUACUAUUCAUCUGCAGCGUCCGCUGAUUGAUGACUUCAUUGUGCGAAGGAUGAUCAAGUGCAGCUCUAAUUUGGGCUGUUUCAUGCAGGCAGCCGUGCUGUGUCAGUUUUUGGAUGAAACGGACUAUGGAUUGGCAUUCAAGAGUGUUAGUGAGAAAACGGCUAGCUUUUCCGAUGCCAUGGACUCGUACUACAGUUGCAUUUGGGAUCCCACUUUGUUGGAGUUCAUCGUCAAUUGGCAUUUCAAAAAGGGCGAGCACAAGCGCAGACUUCAAGCGAUCACAUACCUGGGACAGCUGGAACUCAAUGCCAAUAACAACGAGGAAAUUAAACGCGAGGCAGCCGCUAUACGAAAGACUCGUUUCCUUCGUUCAUUGGCCAGGCAAUACAUGCUGUAAUUUUUGCGGAAUCAAACAAGACUUACACUACGAGUACCACUGCGUACGUUGAAAUAAGUUUAUUGAUGUAAGAAAGACAAAAAUAUAAAAUGUAGCAUUAACUUAACAA
This is a messenger RNA of Aedes aegypti (yellow fever mosquito), 3221 nucleotides long. RefSeq names its product integrator complex subunit 8 (gene IntS8). The transcript is spliced from 5 exons. Gene Ontology annotation, biological process: snRNA 3'-end processing. Gene Ontology annotation, cellular component: integrator complex. The record is from RefSeq and is a predicted model, not a curated record. Lineage: Eukaryota; Metazoa; Arthropoda; Insecta; Diptera; Culicidae. Bases 140 to 3112 code for a protein of 990 amino acids.